Molecule: messenger RNA, 813 nt
Organism: Aspergillus heteromorphus CBS 117.55
Lineage: Eukaryota; Fungi; Ascomycota; Eurotiomycetes; Eurotiales; Aspergillaceae
Exons: 1
Coding region: 145-651 (168 amino acids)
Source: RefSeq, a predicted model, not a curated record
CUGCAUUCAGCCGAGGUAUCGCAUUCAUUCCAUCACUUCCAUCACUCCUCACAGCCCUCCGUCCUAUCUGGCAUCUCACUAUCUUAUCUCGACUUACAUCCACCGUGACAAAUGUCCUCAGCCUGAUAGAUCGACAUCCUGUCGAUGCACGAGUACUGUGCACAAUUUCCGAUUCCGAUAUCGAAGGUAUCUCCCAUCAUUGGCCGCUCGUCCUGCAGCGUCCGAUUAAAGCCCGACCCAACGCCAACUGCCUCCAGACUGGACUGGCCUUGCCCAAUCCGGAUUUACGUAAAGGAUCAUCUAUCAGUCCUCCGUCCCCAUUUCCCAGACAAGGUUCAAUCAAGGUUGGGAACAACCGGCUCCUUCAGGCCGAUCCGGACGCUACAGUACAGCCAUAGUGGCUCCGGCACCCCUGGGCCGGCACUCCAGCUCAGUAUGACGUCCUCCACCCGGGCCACGGUCGACCAUCCGCUGCGCCGGCCGGCAGUCAAUCGCGAAUGGCGUGGAUGCGGCGACCUGCCGACAAUCCAAUUUUCGAGACCUCGCAUCGCAUCGCAUCGGCCCUGGCUCUGCCCGAACUGGUCGGCACCGGCGCUGAUUCGUCGCCAGAGACGUCCUCGCGGCGGUUCGCUGAUAAGACGUCCUUGCUGACAGGCAGACAGCCUCGCUGGCGGAUCUCUCCCAUCUUUGGGAACGAUCGAUCCCCGCUCCCUUGGGACCCUGGGGUGGACCCGGUUCCUGCGGAUGCUAUCUGUGGCGUAUCCUUACCCUGUCUGUGGUAUAUGUCUUUGUGAACUGCACUGUGACUGGUGC